AUGUCGGUGGCGAUCAUCACAGGCGCCAGCUCAGGAAUUGGUCGCGCCACGGCAUUUCUACUCGCCAAAAACCAUUAUAAAUUAUCGUUGACUGGAAGAAACAUUGAGGCGCUCAAAGAAGUUGCGUCGCUUUGCACAAGGAAUUAUGGUCUCAACGAGAACGAUGUUGUUAUCACUCAAGGAGAGUUGACUGCAGAAGAAACGCCGAAAAAUGUUGUGGACGCGACAAUCUCGAAAUUUGGAAAAAUUGAUACCCUUAUCAACUCGGCUGGCAUCCUCAAAGCUGGUCCGGUUCUCGAAUCGGGUCUCGAGGUUUACGAUGAGAUUAUGAAUGUGAAUGUUCGUAGUUUGAUCCGAAUGACUCGCACCGCAUUGCCGCAUAUUAUUAACAGCAAGGGGACUGUUGUCAAUGUGAGCAGUAUCAACGGACCAUGUCCUUUUCCGAAUGUCACCUACUAUUGUAUGUCGAAAUCGGCGGUCGAUCAGUUCACGAAAUGUUUGGCACUUGAGAUGGCGCCGAAUGGUGUCCGCGUGAACGCUGUGAACCCUGGUGUUACUGUAACCAAUCUUCACAGAACGUCUGGACAGGAUGAAGCCACUUAUCAGGCGUUUUUGGAAAAAUCGAAGACAACUCACGCUCUUGGCCGUCCCGGAAAUGCUGACGAGGUCGCUGAGGCGAUUUUGUUCUUGGCCUCAUCGAAAAGCUCGUUUACCACUGGCCAAUUGCUUCGUGUUGAUGGAGGCCGCGGAAUCAUGCACCCACGAUAA
This is a messenger RNA of Caenorhabditis bovis, 768 nucleotides long. The record is from the annotation of a GenBank genome assembly. Lineage: Eukaryota; Metazoa; Nematoda; Chromadorea; Rhabditida; Rhabditidae.